AGCAUAUAUGUAUUUAUAUAUAAAUUGGGAAUAAUUGUCAAUAAGUCAAAUGUUAUUGUCAAGUUUGACAUUUAGAUAGAUUAGGCAUGUCAACAUUGAUCCCACGUCGCGACGUAAAACAAUUUUCGCUUGUUUGUGAGUGGGAACAAUUGCUGUUGGGGCUAAUUACCUAAAUGUAUGUCCGCCCAUAUUUAACGCAAGAUUUACAACUCAAUUCUAAAAAUCGGACAUCUUGAUCUAAGAACAUAAACAACACUAAACGAUGUUGAUAGACUUUCCCAGCGUCGUUCGCAUAAGCCCGACCAUAAAAGGGGCACUACAUUGAAUCAGAGAUCAGUUUACAGCCAGCUUAGCUACGAAUUACAAACUGAUUUCACUAUGAAGUGGUUCAAUUUGUUUCUACUUUUCGGAGUUUUGGCUUUGAUCGGCAGCGUUGGCACCUUGACAGCCGCCGAGCCUGUACCGGAGCCCAAGGGACGACCCCACACAACUCGCCGACCGAGGAAUGAGAACGAUGAGGAUCGCCGCUAGCAGCCCAAGCCCAUAAGCUGCAUUAAACAAAAAACUAUUCGAGACGCACAAACACAAAAAAUUCUGGUUACGGUGAAAUGUUUCGGUUUGGAAGGAAUGCAAUUCGUUGAAGUUUUAGUUCUGUAACAUCGCAAGCUUGAGCAAAAAUAUUAUUAAACACGUUUUAAAUCAUUCGUUUAUUCGUUUAUAUUACCUGUUUGUAGUUGUAAUGCUAGAGUUAAAUUGGUCUGCUUAAAAAUAAACAUCUCAUAUUAUUGAUACAAUAUAUGUUUUAGUUGUAUAGGUAGGAAGGAUAUCAGAUAUAUAUAUAAUCUUUCACUAUUGCGGAUCAAGUUUUAUGUUUUUUGUCUCAAUUGAUUUGCUGGAAAUUUUACAUACAAUUACGGGCAUUAAGUGUUUGUUUUCUAAACUUAGAUUUAUAGCCAUUUACAAUUUGCACAACACGAAUCGAAUUGGGUUUCACAAUUGCUUAGCUACGUUAGUUAGUUGGGCGCCUAACAAAAUAAUUUGAAUUUAUCUAAAUUGCAAUUAUGGUUAGUUAGGGUUAUUAAUUCAAAUCCAAUGUCAGGGGACUUUAAUUUAUAGCCACUCGCAUUUGCAUUUUCCGUUUUGUUUUUUGUUUUCCGCGUUGCUUUUAUAAUUAAAUUUAAUUUCAAAAUGAAUUUACAAUUAAUACAGAUUUGAUUAGGCUAAUAAAGUUAAAUUGUUUGUAGUUGGAGCUGGUUUACGGCAAAUAACCAACGUGCUCUGUGGUUAAUUAAUUCAAUUAAUUAAAUGUUUACUAUUUUGUCUUAUAAUUGCGUGCAUAGAACUUACAUCUCUUAAAUAUAUUUAAUAAAUUAUGAACUUAUUCUGUUCUGCUGUAGUUUCAAAUCUGAUUUUAUCAAUUAUGUUUAGUGUUUUGUUUGUUGCUGAUAUAUGUAUCGUGCCGUACCUAUUGUGUUCACCUUAACGCCUUUACAGGUGGGUCUGGUAUAUGCCAUAAUCGAAUCCAUCAAUGCAUGACGAGU
This is a messenger RNA of Drosophila hydei, 1541 nucleotides long. RefSeq lists its product as uncharacterized. The record is from RefSeq and is a predicted model, not a curated record. NCBI's taxonomy places the organism in Eukaryota, Metazoa, Arthropoda, Insecta, Diptera, Drosophilidae. The transcript has a single exon. The coding region runs from base 379 to 531 and encodes 50 amino acids.